Molecule: messenger RNA, 140 nt
Organism: Diversispora eburnea
Lineage: Eukaryota; Fungi; Glomeromycota; Glomeromycetes; Diversisporales; Diversisporaceae
Source: the annotation of a GenBank genome assembly
AUGGUGUGUGAUUAUUUGUCAAUACCAGCAACUAGUGUAUCAUCAGAACAAUGUUUUUCAAUUAGCAAAAAUUUAAUUACAGACAAUAGAAAUUGGUUAGUGGGUAAAACUAUAAGAGCUUGUAUGUGUUUAAGAUCAUG